This is a messenger RNA of Astrephomene gubernaculifera, 2882 nucleotides long. The record is from the annotation of a GenBank genome assembly. NCBI's taxonomy places the organism in Eukaryota, Viridiplantae, Chlorophyta, Chlorophyceae, Chlamydomonadales, Astrephomenaceae.
AGUCAUUGCUACCGGUCACUGUUCAUAACCAUACGCACACUCGACUGUGCUGCGUAAACGAGCUUGCCCGAACAAGCGCUUCGACCAGGAUGACGCUUGACGCAUAACCAUUUCUGGGUAGCUGCAAUAUGAGGCUAUUUGAAGACUACUCUUAGCAUCCUACUGUUGUUGCACUGGGACAUGGUCUCAAAUCCUUUCGUUGCUUUUACGCCAGUGCCGUCCGCCGGAAAGACUGCCGACCUCAGCACGGCGGAAAAGCGAAAACAGUCGGUGCAAGCAGUAUGGCGAGGCUUCUAUGCCCGCUGGGAGGGCCCAGCAGCUGAGACAAUACAACGCUGGUGGAGGGGCCACCUUGCGCGUCGUUUCGUCAGGGCGUUGAAGCAUGGUCGCUUGCUCAGGACCGCUAUCCGCUCCCAAGCGGAGGAGACCGCCGCUGUGGUAAUCCAGCGCCACUGGAGGGGCUUCCUGGGCCGCUUGAGGGCGCAGGAGCGGCGCAAGGCGGCAAUCGACAUCCAGCGCUGGUGGAAGGGCUGCCGUGCGCGGAAGGAGUGGCCUCGGCUGCGGCUGCGGUGGCGGGCGCAAAAUCACUACGCGACUGACAUCCAGAGAUGGGUCAGGGGUCACCUUGCCCGAUUGAAGGUGAAGCGGAUGAACGAGGCGACUGCUGCCGCGGCGGCCGCGGCUGUGGCGUUAGCGGCGGCUUCGGAUGCGGAAUCUCGGCGGCAUGCGGCAGCGGCUCGGAUACAGGCUCACUGGCGGGGCUACCAGGCUCGCAAACGACGUGCGUGGCUGCAGCGAGAGGCAAUCAAGCGCCGCCGCUACGAGCGAAGGGUGGCAGCAGCCAAGGUUAUUCAAGCCCACUACCGCGGCUGGUACGUGCGCCGAGCAGUGGCUCGUGUGCGAUCGCUAGCAGCAACCGCCAGCAGCGGUGACAGCGGCGGCGGCAGCAGCAGCAGCGGCAGUCCCCUAACCCCCGGCUGUCUGGCAGGAGGGGUGGUUGCAGCGCCCGGCAUUGCGGGCGACACCCAAGCCGCCAUUCUAUUGCCGUACGGCGAUUAUGGCAACGGUACGGAAGAGGGAGAUGAGGGGUUGGCGUACGAAUGUCGCGUGCCGCUGGGCCAUCCUGUGCCACCACCACUGCCGUCGCCGCCGCCAGCAGUAACACAGCACCAGCAGCCUCAGCAGCAGCAACGGGCGGCGGUGAAGAUGUUGGCGGCUGUUGGCGGUGUUGGGGGGGCUAAACAUGUCCAACAGCCGCGUGCUAAUGGUGUGGCGGCCAAGGCAGGAGGAAUGAAAGGUGUUGCGGCGGCCGCGGCGGUAGCGAGUGCUACCCCUCAUGGCAGAGCUAACGCCCCAGAGGAAGGUCGAAAGCCUGUCGUACAAGCACCUACGGCGUCAGCUGUUGCCCCGAAUCCGCGCUGCAGUAGCAGCAGCAGUAGUAGCAAAACGCAGCGGAGUGACCCACGGGUCAGUCCGGUUGCUUCGUCGCUUAGAACCGCCGUGCCGCCGAGUCGCGGCAUGGGCAGUAGCAGCGCCGCAGCUGCUGCCACUGGAAGGGUGAUCGUCACUACAACGCUGCAAGUCGUCACGACAGUUAGAUCACCAGCCAAUCAGCCGGCUGUUAUUCUUUCUGGCGGCGACAACUUCACCCAAGCCAAGCGUAAAACUAGCGAUGACAGCAGCUGCUGCAGCACUUCCACAACCACCAUCCCCAGCUGUAGCAGUAGCACAAGCAGCAGCAGCGGCAGCCCCCCACAGGGCACCUGCAGCAGCAACAAUGACAGCACCACAGUUACCGACACCGCCGCCGUCUCCUCCCCCGCCACCCUCGCUGCUCUUACCAACCCGGGCGCAACGACUCCGACGCCGCCUCCAACAUCACCCUCGACACCGCCAGGGCCCCUCAGACCCAUGGGUCAACCCCGGGCGCCGCCCACGCCGCCGCCCCCAUCAAAACCCUCAACCCCCGCCUCGUUGUCCGCUAUUUCCCCACGUCCCACACCGCUUCACACUCGCUCAACAAAGGCCAGCGUGGCUGCCCCAGGGCCGUUGCGAGCACCUCCCUCACCCUCUUCAGCGCCUGCCUCCCCGGCAACACCCACAGCCCUGCAUCCCAGACCUCCUCCAGGUCCGUUACGCACCCCACGACAGACUGCUGCGGCGGCGACAGCGGCGGCGGCGGCGGCACCUGCUUCCCUCUCAACGCCCAGCCAGCAGGCUGCGACUGCAACCAUCGUUACAGCACCUCCACGCGCGCUUGCUAGCCCAAACACCGACGCUGGCGUUGCCCGUACGGGACGUCCCAGCAGUAGCAGUAGAUGCCGUACAACUAGCAACGCCGGCAACCUGAGUGGCUGCAGCAACAGCCGACCGGCAUCACCUGCCGUACGUUAUGUUAACAAGGCCCCUGCUACGGCGGUUACACCGGCAGUAGCAGCAGCAGCAGCAAAAGUGACAUCCCUCCAGCCAUCCAAGCCUGGCACACCCAGUAACGCGCCCAGUAAGACCUCUCACAAACCUGAUAGGCCAGGAAGCAGAGGCAACAACAACGCAGCCGCCUUAGGUCUGGCGGAAGGAGGCGACCAGCCAUCUAGCACCGCCACUGCCUCCGCUACCGGUGCCACCCUUCGCACUGUCGGCAACAAAAGCAACAGCAGUGGCAGCGUUAGCGCCAGCGUCAGUUGCACUGAUGGCAGCAGCAACAGCGGUAGUGGCCCAUCCGAACUGCGGCCUGCCCAGCCCUUGCCGUCGCGACCAAAGCCACUGCUGCAACGAACCCAAACAGCUCCAACCCCAAGAACCCUCGCCCCGUCGACGCCAUCGCAGCCCUCCUCCGUCCUGUCCACCAGUCUCUCUGGAUCUUUGCCGCAUCCGCCUCCGCC